Molecule: messenger RNA, 3236 nt
Organism: Homo sapiens (human)
Lineage: Eukaryota; Metazoa; Chordata; Mammalia; Primates; Hominidae
Gene: NBPF4
Product: NBPF member 4
Cellular component (GO): cytoplasm
Source: RefSeq, marked reviewed
AAUUCUGUUAUUGCAACUGCAGACCGUUACCUGGUACGCUGGCUGCUACCUCCCUCACUCUUGUCAGAGUCGGAGCUACAGGCAGUGCCUUCAGCUCUGAGCUCAGGCAUCCCGGUCCCUGUUUUUGCGGUUAAGGACUCUAAAGUGUUGUGUCGUGUUCAUCAACUUUUUCUCAACCUCCCUGGCUCUACCUCUUCUGCCACAAACGUCAGCAUGGUGGUAUCUGCCGACCCUUUGUCCAGCGAGAGGGCAGAGAUGAACAUCCUAGAAAUCAACCAGGAAUUGCGCUCGCAGCUGGCAGAGAGCAAUCAGCAGUUCCGAGACCUCAAAGAGAAAUUCCUUAUAACUCAAGCUACUGCCUACUCCCUGGCCAACCAGCUGAAGAAAUACAAGUGUGAAGAGUACAAAGACAUCAUAGACUCUGUGCUGAGGGAUGAACUGCAGUCCAUGGAGAAGCUGGCAGAGAAGCUCAGGCAAGCUGAGGAGCUCAGGCAGUAUAAAGCCCUGGUUCACUCUCAGGCAAAAGAGCUGACCCAGUUACGGGAGAAGUUACGGGAAGGGAGAGAUGCCUCCCGCUGGCUGAACAAGCAUCUGAAAACCCUCCUCACUCCUGAUGACCCUGACAAGUCCCAGGGUCAGGACCUCCGAGAGCAGCUGGCUGAGGGGCACAGGCUGGCAGAGCACCUUGUUCACAAGCUGAGCCCAGAAAAUGAUGAAGAUGAAGAUGAGGAUGAAGACGACAAAGACGAGGAGGUUGAGAAAGUACAGGAAUCACCUGCCCCCAGGGAGGUGCAGAAGACUGAAGAAAAGGAAGUCCCUCAGGACUCACUGGAGGAAUGUGCUGUCACUUGUUCAAAUAGUCACAACCCUUCUAACUCCAACCAGCCUCACAGGAGCACCAAAAUCACAUUUAAGGAACACGAAGUUGACUCUGCUCUGGUUGUAGAGAGUGAACACCCUCAUGAUGAAGAGGAGGAAGCUCUAAACAUUCCCCCAGAAAAUCAAAAUGACCAUGAGGAGGAGGAGGGGAAAGCGCCAGUGCCCCCCAGACACCAUGACAAGUCCAACUCUUACCGGCAUCGUGAAGUCUCUUUCUUGGCAUUGGAUGAACAGAAAGUUUGCUCCGCUCAGGAUGUUGCCAGGGAUUACUCCAAUCCCAAAUGGGAUGAAACCUCACUUGGCUUCCUCGAAAAGCAAAAUGAUCUUGAAGAGGUGAAAGGACAAGAAACAGUUGCUCCCAGGCUCAGCAGGGGACCGCUGAGAGUGGACAAGCAUGAAAUCCCCCAGGAGUCACUGGAUGGAUGUUGCUUGACUCCUUCCAUCCUUCCUGACCUGACUCCCUCCUACCACCCUUAUUGGAGCACUUUGUACUCUUUUGAAGACAAGCAAGUCAGCUUGGCUCUUGUAGACAAAAUUAAAAAGGAUCAAGAGGAGAUAGAAGACCAAAGCCCACCAUGCCCCAGGCUCAGCCAGGAGCUGCCAGAGGUGAAGGAGCAGGAAGUCCCAGAGGACUCUGUGAAUGAAGUUUACUUGACUCCCUCAGUUCACCAUGACGUGUCUGACUGCCACCAGCCUUAUAGCAGCACCUUGUCCUCAUUGGAGGAUCAGCUUGCCUGCUCUGCUCUGGAUGUAGCCUCCCCCACCGAGGCGGCCUGUCCCCAAGGGACUUGGAGUGGAGACUUGAGCCACCACCAGUCAGAGGUGCAAGUUUCACAGGCACAGCUGGAACCAAGCACCCUGGUGCCCAGUUGUCUGCGACUACAGCUGGAUCAAGGGUUCCACUGUGGGAACGGCUUGGCCCAGCGGGGCCUUUCCUCCACCACCUGCAGCUUCUCAGCCAAUGCUGAUUCUGGGAACCAAUGGCCCUUCCAAGAGCUGGUUUUAGAGCCCUCUCUGGGGAUGAAGAACCCUCCCCAGCUGGAAGAUGAUGCACUUGAAGGCUCAGCAAGCAACACACAAGGGCGUCAAGUCACUGGCCGGAUUCGUGCCUCCCUUGUCCUGAUACUGAAGACCAUCAGAAGAAGACUCCCGUUCAGCAAGUGGAGACUGGCAUUCAGAUUCGCUGGCCCGCAUGCUGAGAGUGCAGAGAUACCAAAUACUGCUGAAAGGAUGCAAAGGAUGAUAGGAUGAAAGAAUGUCACAAAAAGCAGCUUUUCCACUUGAUAAAAACAACUAAAACAGCAAAGCAAGUUUAAGUCCAAACACAAUAUUGCAGGGGUCCUUCACUGAGGAUUGAAUUUCAGACACAGAAUACUCUUGAUGACUUCAAGCCACUAUGCUCCUUUGAUUUGAGAAGCCACAUUCCAUCCCCCUCCAAUUGUGAUCAAUACCUAGGGAGACCAAUGCCCAGAUGGACAAAUAGCAUUGACUGGCAUUAGCCCUGUUUCUCAAUUCCCAUCAUGUAGAGAACAGGAGUCCGCAGCUGCUGGCAGGAGACAGCAUGUCAGCCGGGACUCUGCCAGGGCAGAGUAUGAGCAAUGCCAUGUUCUUGCUGAAAACGUUUAGCCUGAGUUUCAUAGGAGGUAACCCUCAGAUAACUGCAGAAUGUAGAACAUUGAACAGGACAACUGACAUGUCUCCUUCAAACAGUCCAUGUCACCACCAAGAAAACAACAAAAAGGAGAAGAGACAUUUUGAGUUCAAAAAGAGUAAAAAGCCUAUGCAGCUUAUGCUUUUUUAGUCAUUUUGAACCCAAAACAUCUCCUUAUCUUUUUGUUGUUGUCAUCAAUGGUGGUGACAUGGACUUGUUUGUGGAGGACGGGUCAGCUCUCUGGCUCAAUGGUCUACAUUCUGAAGUUAUCUGAAAAUGUCGUCAUGAUUAAAUUCAGCCUAAACAUUUUACCAGGAACUCUGCAGAGUCCAUGCUGUGAGCUUCCUACCUCAGCCCAUCUGCAGGCAGAGAAGGCCCAGUGUGUCCAUCCCCAGUGCGGUGAUACUAGGAUGUUCACUUGGUCAAGGAGGGGUCUAGGAGCUCUGUCCCUUGUAAAGACACCUUAUUUAUAAUUAAAUUGGAAAGUGGUUUGAAAUAGUAUAAAUAUCCUGUAUUCUAACAAUCUUCUUCUGAGUAUUUUAUCAUCAAUUAAUCACCCCUGCCUGUGUCAGUUAUUAUAUUUAUGUUUUUACAUUGGAAAUUGUCUUCUCAAAAUUUUACUAUGUACUUGUUUUUGCUGGCAUUCUGUCGUAAAAAGGAACAUUCCCUGCCCAAAGUUUGACUUUCAUCCAAAAUUAAUUUUAGU